GAGUCAGAGUUCGUCAGAGAACAGGAACCCAAUGAUUCCCAUAUGCCCAGUAGUCUCCUUCACCUAUGUGCCCAGCCGGCUAGGUGAAGAUGCCAAAAUGGCCACCGGCAACUACUUUGGAUUUACCCACGGUGCUGCUGCGCAGUACAGUCAGCAGCCAGCCGCUGGGGUAGGCUACACCCACCCUACCACAGUGGCCAGCUACACUGUGCACCAAGCACCGGUGGCGGCUCACACGGUGGCGGCCGCGUACGCGCCCACCGCCGCCACUGUGGCCGUGGCCAGGCCGGCGCCGGUGGCCGUGGCGGCGGCGGCGACCGCCGCGGCGUACGGCGGGUACCAGCCCACCCACGCCGCCACCGACUACGGCUACGCACAGAGGCAGCCAGAAGUGCCACCGCCACCCCCGCCGGUCACCUCCCAGAAUUACCAGGACUCCUAUUCGUACGUGCGGUCCACAGCCCCCGCUGUAGCUUAUGACAGUAAACAGUACUACCAGCAGCCCACAGCUACAGCGGCUGUGGCCGCCGCUGCCGCACAGCCACAACCCACUGUGGCAGAGUCCUACUAUCAGACAGGUACGCUUAACACACCCUGGGAGUCAACCUGGAAGAAAAGCCUCCAAGUAGCCCCCAAAACGGGAUACAGCCAGGCUGCCACCCAAUACACACAGACCCAGCAGACCCGCCAGGUCACCGCCAUAAAGCCAGCCACGCCCAGCCCUGCUACCUCCACCUUCUCCAUCUACCCCGUGUCCUCCACCGUGCAGCCGGUGGCCGCCGCUGCCGCCGCCUCUGUGGUCCCGUCCUACUCCCAGAGCCCCACCUACAGCACCAACGCCGUCACGUACUCCGGGACGUCGUAUUCCGGCUACGAGGCGGCGGUGUACUCGGCUGCCUCCUCGUACUACCAGCAGCAGCAGCAGCAGCAGCAGAAGCAGGCGGUCGCUGCCGUGGCGGCCACAGCGGCCUGGACCGGCAGCACCUUCACCAAGAAGACCCCCUUCCAGAACAAACAGCUGAAGCCCAAACAGCCCCCAAAGCCCCCCCAGAUCCACUACUGCGAUGUCUGCAAGAUCAGCUGCGCCGGACCCCAGACGUACAAGGAGCACCUGGAGGGCCAGAAGCACAAGAAGAAGGAGGCGGCCCUCAAGGUGUCCCAGAACAGCAGCAGCGCCAGCGGGGGCGCCAGCUCGGCCCGGGGGACGCAGAACCAGCUGCGCUGCGAGCUCUGCGAUGUGUCCUGCACGGGGGCGGACGCCUACGCCGCGCACAUCCGCGGGGCCAAGCACCAGAAGGUGGUGAAGCUUCACACCAAACUGGGCAAGCCAAUCCCCUCCACUGAGCCCAGCGUGGUGACCCAGACGCCCACGACCACCACGUCCGCCCCCACCAAGACGGCCGGCUCGGCCUCCAGCAGCGCCACCACCGUCGGCAGCACCGCCCAGGCCGCCGCCCAGACCCCCGCCCCCGGCCCCGCCGCCCCCGCCUCCUCCUCCUACCUGAAGCCCGUCAACAUCGUGAACAGCACGGCGCCCCCGGCCGGCAAGAGCCCCAUCCCCGUCACCGUCCCCGCCAACUCCACCAUCGUCAAGAAGGUCAACACGCCCAAGAUCAACUUCGUCGGAGGCAACAAGUUGCAGACCACCGGUGCGAAGCUGGAAGAUGCGAAGGCGGAGGCGCCGAAGCCGGCGCCGCCGCUGAUGGCCACUCAGACGCAGGACAUGAAGGCGGAGGCCCCGGCGGACCUGUCCGCACAGUCCACGCUGGCCGCGCUGCAGAGCGACGUCCAGCCAGUCGGCCACGACUACGUGGAGGAGGUGCGCAAUGACGAAGGUAAAGUCAUCCGGUUCCACUGCAAGCUGUGUGAAUGUAGCUUCAACGAUCCAAAUGCCAAAGAGAUGCAUUUGAAAGGGAGGAGACACCGUCUGCAGUAUAAGAAAAAAGUGAACCCUGACCUCCAGGUGGAGGUGAAGCCCAGCAUCCGAGCACGGAAGAUCCAGGAGGAGAAGAUGAGGAAGCAGAUGCAGAAGGAGGAGUACUGGAGGAGGAGGGAGGAGGAGGAGCGCUGGAGGAUGGAGAUGAGACGAUAUGAGGAGGACAUGUACUGGAGGCGAAUGGAGGAGGAGCAGCACCACUGGGACGACCGGCGCAGGAUGCCGGAUGGAGGGUACCCCCAGGGCCCCCCUGGGCCUCCCGGUCUGCUGGGGGUUCGGCCCGGCCUCCCCAUCCCUCAGCCUCAGGGCCCUGUGCCCCCCCGUCGCCCGGACUCUUCGGACGACAGGUAUGUUAUGACCAAACACGCAGCCAUCUACCCGGUGGAGGACGAGCUCCAGGCCAUCCAGAAGAUCGUGUCCAUCACCGAGCGAGCUCUGAAGCUGGUAUCUGACAUCAUCACCGACCAAGACAAGGGGAAGGAAGAAGACAAGGAGAAGAAGGAUGCCCCAAGAGACAGGGCCCUGAAGGGGGUGAUGAGGGUUGGGGUGUUGGCCAAAGGCCUCCUGCUACGGGGGGACAAGAAUGUCAAUCUCGUCCUCCUCUGCUCUGAAAAACCCACCAAGAACCUCCUGACGCGCAUCGUGGAGCACCUCCCCAAGCAGCUCACGAUGGUCACCCCAGAGAAGUAUGAAGUCAAGGGCUCCAUCCAAGAGGCAGCCAUCAUCCUGACGUCCUGCUCCGAGCCCAAGAUGCAGGUCACCAUCACGCUGACCUCGCCCAUCAUCCGAGAGGAAAACGCCAGGGACGGAGAUGUAACCUCGGGUUUGGUGAAAGACCCAGCGGACGUCUUGGACAGGCAAAAAUGCCUUGACGCUCUGGCUGCUCUACGCCACGCUAAGUGGUUCCAGGCUAGAGCCAAUGGACUCCAAUCCUGUGUGAUUAUAAUUCGCAUUCUGCGCGACCUCUGCCAGAGGGUUCCCACCUGGGCUGCGUUUCCUAGCUGGGCCAUGGAGCUGCUUGUCGAAAAGGCUAUAAGCAGUGCGUCCGGACCGCUGAGCCCUGGAGAUGCACUGAGGAGAGUCUUUGAAUGUAUUGCCUCCGGCAUCCUGCUACCAGGUGGUCCAGGGCUGGUGGACCCAUGUGAGAAGAACCCCACAGACACCCUGUCUGCUAUGGAGGAGCAACAGAGGGAGGACAUCACCUCCAGCGCACAGUUUGCGUUGAGGCUGCUAGCAUUCCGCCAGAUCCACAAGGUUCUGGGCAUGGACCCGCUGCCCCAGAUGAACCCGCGCUUCAACGUCCGCAACAACCGCAAGAGGCGGCGCGACAACAGUGACAGCGGCGACGGCUUCGAGGGCGAGGGCAAGAAGGACAAGAAGGACUACGACAGCUACUAGGACCACACCCACAACCCUCCAGCAUAGUGUACACAGUGCACAUGCACCGUUCUGUUUUUACGACUUCUAAAAUCUAUUUUUGUGAUAGCUUUUGUGUAGUAGCAUGAGUCUGUCUCGUCUCGUAAACCGUUGAGCAGACCGCCGCUAAACUGGGCAUUACAAAAAGCGCUAAAUGUGUGUGUGUCGUUUUAGCUUCAGGUGGAUCUGGCCUGUGGUUCAGAUCGUCACUCCCCCCUAGCUAAAGCAGGUCUUACCCUAGGCAGUCGAAGUAGGAACACAUUGACAACGGCUUCCACAGCUCUGCAAUGCCCUCUCUGGAGAGAUAAUGUUUUUUUUCUCUUUUUGUUUUGUAUAAAGGGAGUGAUAUACCUCCUUAAUAGUAAAACCUAAAGUGGUAGCCAGAUGACUAACUGCUAAGUUACUUUUGUAGGUCCGGAUUAGGAUAUAAAAGGACUACACUUUGUUCCUUACAAGCGUUUUAUUUUUAAUUGGUCACACUCAAUGACCAUCCGUUGGCAAUGUGAAGCACACAACCUGGGGUCAUACAGAAGUUUUUUCUUUUUCUUUUUUUUUUUUAGAGGGUGUAAUAUUGAAUAUGGUCUAAUUUAAUUGCACAAUGCAAAUGGUGUAUAGCUAAGGUCUUGCUGAAAGGCUGGACUGGAAACGUGUUCAAAUGUCAAGCUAGUCUGAUCUCGUGUUCGCAGGUCCCUGUGGCAUUGUUGUAUUACAUUUCUGAAAAAGACUGAUUCCUGAGAAGUUUGUGUUCGUAGUGCAGUUCCUAAGCGUAGCGCUAAUAUACAGAUAAACCUAUAUAUAAUCUUGCAAGAGUUUAAAAAAAAAAAGCGUGUCAAUUUCUGAUUUAAAAAAACUUGCAUGACAGUGUUCCUUUUUUGUUGUAUUAUGGCUUUUAACGUUUUGAAGGUUUUAUUAACUAAUGAAAGAUUAACGCCUUGCCCCUUUACCUCAGUUUACAUACUGCAUAGUACCUUUAAAGAAAUAUAUAGAAAAAAAAACAUGGAAAAAUGUCAUCAGUGUUGUAGUUGCGGUUUUCAGUGUAGAACCAUCCCUCUGAUGCCUGUCAGUCGCUGUCAAAGUACUACUGCAUUACAAUGGGCAGAAUAAAUA
Molecule: messenger RNA, 4459 nt
Organism: Megalops cyprinoides (Indo-Pacific tarpon)
Lineage: Eukaryota; Metazoa; Chordata; Actinopteri; Elopiformes; Megalopidae
Gene: zfr
Product: zinc finger RNA binding protein
Exons: 20
Coding region: 32-3334 (1100 amino acids)
Cellular component (GO): precatalytic spliceosome
Molecular function (GO): zinc ion binding; double-stranded RNA binding; single-stranded RNA binding
Source: RefSeq, a predicted model, not a curated record